Molecule: messenger RNA, 2111 nt
Organism: Candoia aspera
Lineage: Eukaryota; Metazoa; Chordata; Lepidosauria; Squamata; Candoiidae
Gene: SHC2
Product: SHC adaptor protein 2
Exons: 14
Coding region: 1-1848 (615 amino acids)
Biological process (GO): cell surface receptor protein tyrosine kinase signaling pathway; intracellular signal transduction
Cellular component (GO): plasma membrane
Molecular function (GO): receptor tyrosine kinase binding
Source: RefSeq, a predicted model, not a curated record
AUGCUAACAGAAUCCAAGUAUGAUCGUUUUUGGAACGACUCGCUGACGCCCUCCGAGAAGCCGGCCAUGAGCAGCAAGGUCACUGCGGCCACCCCUCUCUCAUCCCCACCACCCCCUGCUGCCCCCCUGGCCCCCCCUGGCCCUUCUCCCCUGGGGGAGGAACAGGAGGUGGUUACCACCUUUUGCACUCUCCUUCCAAAGAUGCCCCAAUGGAAAUUCUCCGGCCCGUCCGGCUUCCUCAGCCGCAGCCCUUCGAGCGCCAGCAAAGAUCUCUCGGCAUCGGUCAAAACGACCUCUGGGUCAGGCCUGGCCGCGGUCCUCAGCGCCUGCGAACCUGUCUGUGCCACACCCUGCAGCAGGCUGAGAGGAGGGACAGGAGGGGGCAGGAAGACGCCCCGGGCCCCGGGGAGCCGGGCAUCUGGGGAGGAGUGGAGCCGGAAAGGGAGUUUCAUCAGCAAACCGGUCCAAGGUUGGCUGCAUCCUGACGAGAGAGUUUUAGGCCCCGGUGUCUCCUACAUUGUCCGGUAUAUGGGCUGCAUUGAGAUCCUGCGAUCAAUGAGAUCUUUGGAUUUUAACACCCGGACACAAGUCACCAAGGAAGCCAUCAACCGACUGUAUGAGACAGUCCCAGGAGUCAGAGGGAACUGGAAGAAAAAGGCUCCAAACAAAACUCUGUUUUCAAUUCUCGGCAAGAGCAACCUCCGAUUUGCUGGAAUUAGCAUAGCUGCCAACAUUUCCAUCGAUGGAUUGAACCUUAUGAUCCCUACCACCCGACAGAUCAUCGCGAAUCACCACAUGCAAUCUAUCUCCUUCGCUUCGGGGGGCGACACGGAUACAACCGACUAUGUCGCUUAUGUUGCAAAGGAUCCCAUCAACCAGCGAGCCUGCCACAUCUUGGAAUGCUGUGAUGGAUUGGCACAGAGCAUCAUCAAUACUGUUGGGCAAGCGUUUGAGCUCCGCUUUAAACAGUAUCUCCAUAGCCCCCCCAAAACUGUAGCACCACCGGAGAGGACAAUGGGAGUGGACGAUGCCUGGGGCGAGGAGGAGGACACCUCAGGACACAAUUACUACAACAGCAUUCCAGGGAAGCAGCCCCCCCUUGGCGGUUUGGUGGACUCCCGUCUCCAUUAUGGAUCGGCUUCGAGCCACACGCUUUCGCAGGGUUCCUACGCGAGCCACUUCAGCCAGGUUGGAUCUUCUGCCAGAAGGGACCCCAGCAGCCACUCAAACUUGAACUGGGAUGCUGAUCUUUCUGGUCAGUGUUGCGAUGGCUAUGUUCAGGCAGACAGCAGACCGUUUGGCUCUCAAGAUUAUGAACAGCACAUGUAUGUCAACACUGAAAACUUAAACAGCUGGGAGACCAGUACUGGGAAGCUUGAUGAGAGCCCCCCCAAAGACCUUUUUGAUAUGAGGCCUUUUGAAGAUGCUCUAAAGCAUCAUGAAUCCAUGUCUGCUUGUGGGGUGCAGGGUGGACUCCAAGUUGAGGAUCAGUGGCCAAGCCCGCCUAGCCGCAAGGCUCCCAUUGCCCCCACAGAAGACCAGUUGAAGCAGGAACUGUGGUACCAUGGCAAAAUGAGCCGGCGAGACGCAGAGAAACUGUUGCACACAGACGGGGACUUCUUAGUCCGGGACAGCAUCACCAACCCCGGGCAGUAUGUUCUGACUGGGAUGCACAGCGGGCAGCCGAAACAUUUGCUCCUGGUAGAUCCUGAAGGAGUGGUGAGAACAAAAGAUGCCUUGUUUGAAAGCAUCAGCCACCUCAUAAAUUAUCACCUGCAAAACGAACAGCCAAUUGUGGCUGCCGAGAGUGAACUCCACCUGCGGCAGGUAGUGAGAUGGAAGCCAUGAUGCUGUGGAAGUUGUCCCUCUGCCCUGACAUAAACACUGGACCUUUUUGACAGUUUUUUGAGCUGGAGGCCAGCAAGCCUAUCGACAGAUUUGCAGGACCCUUAGCCUUUCCAGCAAGAGACCUGCCUCUCUGAGAAAAGCCACAGCCAGUUCCACUAACUUGUUCCUGUCCUCGCUUGAUCUUCUCUGAGCUGUUUCCCAAUGCUACCGCUUCCUUACCUGUCCCAGUUUUUGCAAUGGUCAUGGAAAACCGAGGAGAGGUG